UUCUCUUCUGACGCUUGCUGCCACUUGCCGAUGACGUUUUAUUUAGGGGACGAUAGCUAGCUAGAAUCGAUAGCUAGCUAGCUAGAACGCUUCAAAAAUUUAUAUAUUAAUGUUUUACUUUGGUUUAAAGUCCCAAUCCCACGUAGACUUCAAGUAUUUUUUCGAUAAUUUGCAGUGAAAUGUUGGUGACGUUAACUAGUUGAAUGCAUCUGUUAAUUUUACAGCGAUAGAUUGUAGGAAAUGAUUAGCUAGCUAGAUAGCCUGUUUUGUUGCGAGCUAUAAUAAUGGGGACAACAACAGGAAAAGGGGAUACCUAGUCAGUUGCAAAACUGAAUGUAUUCACCAGUCUAACGCAUAAUAUGGUAGUAAUGUUACUAGCUUAGCUAGCUAUGUUGACAUUGGUUUUUGGGUUGCCAAGAUAUCUAGUUUUAGGGUGAAGAGCUAAUAUGAUUGUUCUUAGUAAAAUUCAUAUUACUCAGUGUGUAUCUCUAGUUGACGCUCCAAGUGAGAGAGGCUUAGAGAUGUGGUCAUAUCAAUUAUCAGAGAGGAAGAACUUAAGCAAUAACUUAUACUAGAGAAUAUUUGGCAAUACCCAGGUUUGGUGGCUUUUGAAUAGACUAGCUACAUAUCAUCUCAUAGAGCCCGAAACCUGAAGUUGGUGUCUAAAGUCACAGAGACAGCCAGGUAGAGCUGUGCCAAGAUGGAUGUCCAGUUGUCCAUCAGCUUCCUGAGGGACAGACUGGGCGGGGCCAUUGAGGAGGCAGUGCGUACAGCAGUGGAGUCUGUGCUGUGUGAGACUGUGCGUCUGUUAACCGGGCUCCAAGGGGACCAGCAGCAGGGACUCUCCUCAUUGACCCAGAGGGACCAGGACACCCUGGGACUGAAGCAGAGGUUAGAGGCCCCCAGUGGGGGUGACUGGAGGGUGCAGGCUGGGUCUUCAGAGGCAUUCUGUAACACAGGACCGAGGGGGGGUGGUGGGCGUGGCAACAUUAAGAAUCCAAUGGGUCAGACCACUUGCUCAACCUCCCAAGCAUCACAAAGGACCACCGUGGAGCCCCAUCCCCAGGAGGUGGUGGAGGACUGUGCUGGACUGCCUGACCCAUUUGACCUUGUGUCGGCUGGGCCAGUGAUGGUGGACUUUGAGGAGGGUCAGGGCAUGGGGAUCCCAGAGGAGUGGGAGCUGAUGAACAGAGUGUACAAGACGGAGCACAAUGAAGACAUGGCCCUUAUUGACGGGGGCGGUGCCACUCACUUUGCAGAUGACCACAGGCUGCAUGAAGGAGACAUGAGGACUGUGGCUGUGUCCCUGGAGGGAGAGAUGGCUGCCAAGCCCCAGGAUGCAUUGCACCCCUGCUUCAGCCCAGCCAACAUCAAAACAGAGCGCCCUGAUAUGGAGAGAUGCUGCAUGGCCGAGGAGGCCCUUGCUCUGCCUCUGCCUCAUCCUGCCAAUAGUGGUGUGGAGGCCGGUGAGUUUGGGCAGGAGCAGGUGGAGGCUGGUCCACAGGACUUUGUAGGUCGCCUGCGCCUGUGGCUGGAGCAGCUGUGUCCUGAGGUGGUGCGGGAGUACGAGAGGGAGGGCUGUCUGUGUGAGCUGUCCCGCAGAAAGCUCAUAAAGUUCUCUGUGUCCUUCAUCGUGGAGGAGUUUGGAUUCUACCCUACCUCUGCUCAGAAGACCAUGCUGGCAGAGCACAUAGUGGAGCUCUUCCCAGGACUCAGACUCUGUGCACCCUCUGCUGGCAUCAAUGGCAUCGAACACUUGUACGACCCUUUGUCCCGUACGGGUUACAUUGAGACGCGCCUGCGCAACUCUCGACGCACCCUUGAAGACCACAAGAAGAAGUAUGUGCUGAAGAGGCGUCGGCCAGAGCCAGGUCUGUUGGACCCCGCUGGACCUCGAUCGGGACCUGGGCUCCUGGAGAGCCAGUCCAGUGAGGAGACGCAGAGGUGGGUGGAGCUGAUGAAGAAAACCAGGCCCCUGACCAGGAAUCUGCCUGCCAUACACGGUGCUAUGGACCUCACAUUCAACGCACGCAGGAGGUGGAUCAGCAACACACGGCCUAGUAUGAGGGCUGUGUUGGCCGAGUACCCACGUUUUCUUGAUGUACCCGCCACGAUUGACCUGGAGUUUGAGAGGAUGUUCCCAGGUAAAGGCCACUCUUUCCUGGCCCAGUGGUCGUCUUUCGUGUUGCCCAGGUUGUACCAGAUCGCAGAGUGCGAAAAACACCCAGACAUCUCAGCACUUCUCCAACUGGCUGCCACACAGCAAGGAGACUCCUACACCCUGACUAUGCUGAAGGUCCUGAUCUAUGUACUACCACCAACAAACACCAGUAGAGCCUCCUUACCCUCCAGGAGCAGUGUCAGGCAGGCCAUUCGGUAUCUGGUGGACAUUGUACCGAUGGACACCGAGGUGUCCUCGUUAUUCUGUGACCCUACCUCCUUGGAGGGCCCAGAGUCUGCCUCCCACGCUCAGCCCUACAUAGUGAGCGUGGGGCCCCUGGAGGCCCCUGGCCGGCAGCUUUGCAUCGUGUUCCCCGUUGAUAGGAUGGCAAUCCCCCUGCCUCAGGAGGGCCUGAGCAAUGCACUGGACAAGCUUUUCAAGCUUCUGCGUGUGUUUCAACAGGGGUACCCAGAUCAGCUAGCCUCCCUGUAUAGCUUCCUUGAGCACCUCUAUGGGCUGGAGAUGACCCCACGAGAUAACCAUGACUCCCCCAGUGGCAAGGGAUCAAAAGUGCUUGAACUUUUAUCACGGCUCCACAUGCCCUCCUGACAGAAGGCGUAGGUCUACACAUGAAUUGAAUUCGCCCCACAGACUUAACUUUUCCUUUGUAUUUUUUUGUAUUGCAAUUUUAUCAUAGCCAUCCUUUACAGAACACGUCCUUUACUAUGUUCUGAAUUUUCCCCAAAAUAAAAAGUAUGUCAGAAUGAACUAAACAAUGCUGAUGGAACACUGGUGUGUUAUACAGUACCAGUCAAAAGUUCGGACACCUACUUAUUCAAGGGUUUUUUGUUAUUUUUACUAUUUUCUACAUUGUAGAAUAAUAGUGAAGACAAACUAUGAAAUAAAAUAUGGAAUCGUGUAGUAACCAAAAAAGGUGUUAAACAAAUCAAAAUAUGAGAUUCUUCAAAGUAGCCACCCUUUGCCUUGACAGCUUUGCACACACUUGGCAUUCUCUCAACCAGCUUCAUGAGGUUGUCACCUGGAAUGCAUUUCAGUUAACAUGUGUGCCCUGUUAAUUUAAGGAAUUUAUUUCCUUAAUGCGUUUGAGCCAAUCAAUUGUGUUGUGACAAGGUAGGGGUGGUAUACAGAAGGUAGCCCUAUUUUGUAAAAGACCAAGUUAAUAUUAUGGCAAGAAUUGCUCAAAUAAGCAAAGAGAAACGACAGUCCAUCAUUACUUUAAGACAUGAAGGUCAGUCAAUCUGGAAAGUUUCAAAAACUGAAAGCUUCUUCAAGUGCAGUCGCAAAAACCAAGUUCUAUGAUGAAACUGGCUCUCAUGAGGACCGCCACAGGAAAGGACGUUUCACUUCCUUACUUACACUACCGUUCAAAAGUUUGAGGGUCACUUAGAAAUGUCCUUGUUUUUGAAAGAAAAACACUUUUUUUUGGUCCAUUUUUAAAAUAACAUCAAAUUGAUCAGAAAUACAGUGUAGACAUUGUUAAUGUUGUAAAUGACUUUUGUAGCUGGAAACGGCUGAUUUGUAAUGGAAUAUCUACAUAGGCAUACAGAGGCCCAUUAUCAGCAACCAUCACUCCUGUGUUCCAAUGGCACGUUGUGUUAGCUAAUCCAAGUUUAUCAUUUUAGAAGACUAAUUGGUCAUUAGAAAACCCUUUUGCAAUUAUGUUAGCACAGCUGAAAACUGUUCUGAUUAAAGAAGCAAUAAAACUGGCCUCCUUUAGACUGUCUGGAGCGUCGGCACUUGCGGGUUCGAUUACAGGCUUAAAAUGGCCAGAAACAAAGAACUUUCUUCUGAAACUCGUCAGUCUAUUCUUGUUCUGAGAAAUGAAGGCUAUUCCAUGCGAGAAAUUGCCAAGGAACUGAAGAUCUCGUACAAUGCUGUGUACUACUCCCUUCACAGAACAGCACAAACUGGCUCUAAUUAGAAUAGAAGGAGUGGGAGGCCCCGGUGCACAACUGAGCAAGAGGACAAGUACAUUAGAGUGUCUAGUUUGAGAAACAGACGCCUCACAAGUCCUCAACUGGCAGCUUCAUUAAAUAGUACGCGAAAAACACCAGUCAACAUCAACAGUGAAGAGGCGACUCCAGGAUGCUUGCCUUCUAGGCAGAGUUGCAAAGAAAAAGCCAUAUCUCAGACUGGCCGAUUAAUAAGAAAAGAUGGGCAAAAAAACACAUACUGGACAGGAAGAUUGGAAAAAAGUGUUAUGGACAGACAAAUCUAAGUUUGAGGUGUUCAGAUCACAAAGAAGAACGUGAGAUGCAGAAAAGAUGCUGGAGGAGUGCUUGACGCCAUCUGUCAAGCAUGGUGGAGGCAAUGUGAUUGUCUGGGGUGCUUUGGUGGUUGUGAAGUGGGAGAUUUCUAAAGGGUAAAAGGGAUCUUGAAGAAGAAAGGCGAUCACUCCAUUUUGCAACGCCAUGCCAUACCCUGUGGACGGCACUUAAUUGGAGCAAAUGUCUUCCCAUGACAGGACAAUGACCCAAAGCACAGCUCCAAACUAUGCAAUAACUAUUUAGGGAAGCAGUCAGCUGGUAUUCUGUUUAUAAUGGAGUAGCCAGCACAAUCACCGGAUCUCAACACUAUUGAGCUGUUGUGGGAGCAGCUUGACCGUACGGUACGUAAGAAGUGCCCAUUAAGCCAAUCCAACUUGUGGGAGGUGCUUCCGGGAGCAUGGGGUGAAAUCUCUUCAGAUUACCUCAACAAAUUGACAGCUAGAAUGCCAAAGGUCUGCAAGACUGUAAUUGCUGCAAAUGGAGGAUUCUUUGAAGGAAAAUAGUAAAAAGAAAGUCAAAUCCUUGAGUGAGUAGGUGUGUCUUAACUUUUGACUGGUACUGUAUAUUCACUGCAUUUCUCAUUGACAAUGAAAAUACUUGCAUAAAACUAACAUCUUGUAUGAAUUUUCUGUGUGGGGAAACGAUACCGUAUUUUGUACUUUGGGAUACCUUUUCAGUUUUUGCACAAUUGCUUUAGUAUUUAACUUGCUCAUGAUACUGUUGUUUUUUUAAAUAAAAAAAUAUGAAUGUU
Molecule: messenger RNA, 5200 nt
Organism: Oncorhynchus nerka (sockeye salmon)
Lineage: Eukaryota; Metazoa; Chordata; Actinopteri; Salmoniformes; Salmonidae
Exons: 8
Coding region: 701-2770 (689 amino acids)
Source: RefSeq, a predicted model, not a curated record